Cercopithifilaria johnstoni is the source of this 1968-nucleotide messenger RNA. The record is from the annotation of a GenBank genome assembly. NCBI's taxonomy places the organism in Eukaryota, Metazoa, Nematoda, Chromadorea, Rhabditida, Onchocercidae.
AUGAAGUUUGUUCAGAAAUUUAUGCAGAUCGGGCGCACAACGACCCACUUUCAACAACUUGAUGCUGAACCUCGAAUCGCUGGAAAUUCAUCUUCUAUUUUCCCAGGAGGUCCUCCACCAUCUUAUCGUUCUUCGACGAACGCUGAUGAUAGCGCCACAUUUAGCACUGCAGAAUCAUCCAGCGUUGCAACACCAACAUAUUCCAUCAAACGACGUAAUUCUUGGACAAAUUUAAUCGCAAGUAAUGAAAAUUCGUGCAAGAAAGAUUUACUACAUUAUAUGGAACCACUGUACGCAACAACAACAGGUUGCGUCAACAUUGCAAUGCCCGCUUUUUACACGUGGACUGGCAAUAUUUACGGAAAUAAUUAUCAGUUCCCGGAAAAGUACAAUUUAAAUGGGCGAUAUGCAAAACAUUUUACACCUUUCUAUGUGUUAAAUUCUGCUGGCGACCCAAUUGCGAUAUCCAAAUUGGAAUUAACUUUUCAGAAUUGUGGAUCACUAUAUAAAUUAAAUGGCUCAAAAAAGUUGUCAACAAAUUUUUCGAAACGCGAUCGAAUGAAUGAAUUAAGGGAAUGGUUUCAAAAACCAAAGAAUAAAUCUUAUGCAUUUAUCAUAUUAUUUUUGAUCAUUACGUUCUGCAUUAUAGCUGCUAUCUUACUUCUCAAUAAACAAUUCACACGGGAAUCGCGAAAGUUUUCUUGGAUACCGCCGCUUAUAUUUCGUAACCAGCAGGGGAAUUCGACCGUAGUCAGAAUGUAUCAGAAUGAUCAUCAAGUUAGAUUCGAAGUAUUGGGAAAUCUUCCGAUUAAGAAUAACUACAUUGCUAUAUAUGAUUUUGCAGUGAGAAGAAUAGCAAUAAUUGAUUCAACUCUAAAAGAUAAUGGCAAAAAUUUGGCUUGCUUUGUGGUGAAUAUGAAUAUUUCAACAAUGCCUGAUAAAUAUUCUCUUGAAAUUGGUGCGCAGAAUGCUUUCAAACGUACGGAACAAAUUCGCGGGUGGGAGGAAGCGUGGAAUUUCUUACCUGGUUCAUAUUUCGGUAAUUCGUCCACACUUUUUAAUCCACCCAUUCCUGAAUGUGAUGGUGCACGAUGGAUUUUGCUUAAUUAUACCAAGUCCGAUCAAAGAGGGAAGAAAUGCAACGAUUGUUACGAUUUUUGUUUACCGGAGCUCGGUAUUGAAAGAGAUUAUCUGAGAGCGGAAACAUUUUUAAAUAUUAUACGCCGUAAUUGCUUUUACCUUUUUGUGCCGGAAUGGCGCUCCUUUGCAGCUGCAUACAAUGGUAAACAGAAUGAAUACGAUUUUCAACAACUUUAUUAUCAAGGCCUGAAUCAUGUAAACAGUGCUAAUAGUAAUAAGAGCAGCAGUAGUAAUGGUGGUGAUGGUAAGUAUGGGGACCGUCUUAAUGGGAUACACAGUGUUAUUGAUGACAUUAUACACCCGAUCACUGAUCAGUAUCGAAAUUUCGAGUCGAAAUGGAUUUCUCUGCAGGAAAUACCGCUGCCAUCACCAAGUUAUUCAAAACAAAUCAAGCAAUAUUCCCCAUCAUCUGUAGAUCAUAAAAAUUCUUUCACCGAAAUCCUGCAACCCUAUCAGAAUUUUGGAAGCGGAAAUAUACGACAACAAAAUAGUGCUUUCGGUAGCAGCAACAACAUUGGACAGUUUGCUUCGGCAACUAAAUUUAGCAGCCACCCAAACAGUUAUAAUUCGCAAUUACCCAGUGGUCAAACAUUCAAUGGUCUCUUAAACACAAUGAGCAUUGAUGGCAAGAAUAAUCAACCAAAAAGUAUCUAUGAUCAAUCAAUUGAGGAUGGUGAAAGCAUUUCUAAAAAGUCAAAUCAUUAUACUCCGCAGCCUGGAAUUGAUGUUUACAUGCAGCAGGCAGGAAAUACCGAGCAGAAUAAUCAAAAUGAUGGCCCGGGAAAUCAGCAAUCAGCCAACGAUCAGGGAUGGAUCACUGUUAGUUAG